This is a messenger RNA of Cylicocyclus nassatus, 934 nucleotides long. Lineage: Eukaryota; Metazoa; Nematoda; Chromadorea; Rhabditida; Strongylidae. The record is from the annotation of a GenBank genome assembly.
AUGCCCGUUAAAUUUCGCGAGACUCUCGCUUCUCUUGUGGAAGACGAGCCAUGUCUCUGGGAUCGCACCCGCGAUGAUUAUCACAUGAGAGACAAAAAGGCGGACGCAUGGGAUCGUAUCAUGAACAAAUUAAUACAGCUCGGAUAUACCUACGACCUUGCCUAUGUGAAGAACACGUGGAAGCUAAUGCGCGACGCGUAUAGGCGAUACAAAAUCUCACACAGUGGAUCAUCAGCGUCAGAAUCAAGUGGAAUAGUGAGAAGACUAAGAUAUCUGGAGACAGCCGAUGUAAAAGGAGUCCGUUUUUCCAAUCUCCACUAUAGCGAUGAAGAUGACGAUAUCGAUAUCCUCAAUGAUGAAAACGAUCCACCGCCGCCAGAGCACUUCGAAGAAGUAACAACGUCGCGAACUCUUCUGGGGGUGACACCGGCAAGAAACGUGGGAAGUUUAGGGAAGAGACAAGUGGUCGAGAAAACCAAAACGACCAAAAAGGCCCGUCUUGAAGAAGGCAUAUCCGCUGUGCAAGAAGCUGCGGAUGCAGUGAAAAGUCAUUUGGAGGCGAUCAGUUCACCAACUAACAAAUACAGGCAUAUCGGAGAUUUUGUUUCCGAUACGCUAUCAGGGAUGACAGAACGAAAGGCACAUGCAAAAAUUCAAUCACUUAUAACAGUUCUGCUGAAGGAUGACACUACGCUUCAGGGUUCGCCUAAUGAAUGGUCGUAAGCUUGAUAUUACUUUGGUCUCGUAGAACCGCCCACUGCUGUUUUUGUACCGUUUUCAUAGCAUAUGGACACUUUUGAAGAGUACUUUGAAUAUGAUUGCAUGGUCCUCAUAUCGUUGUUGUAUUGCAGUCGCUAGGAGUUCAUUACUUUAAUCAUUUUAUUCUGAUUCUACCUGCCUUGCAUAGUCUCCAAAACACUGAAGUCUUUCCUCC